GGGAGCCGAGCGGCGGCCGAUCGCCCCAAACAGUUGAAAGCCCUGAACUUGUGUGGCGGCCGCGGACGUUAUUUAUCGGGGAGUCACUCGGUGCCUGUGAGGCUCUGGCCCGGGGGGGAACUGUAAGAUUCAUCGAUGACCUUAUCGACAUCAGGAUUCUCUUCCAAAAUGGACGUUUUGUUCUAUUCAAAUAUUGACAUUAACUAAUGAAGGAGCUUAAACCGUAAUAAAGUGUGCUAUCACCUAUCUGUCAGCUGAUUAUGGGUGGUUCACUUUCUCCCGUUGCUUGUGCUUCUGAAACUCAUGAGGAUAAAAGAAAAAAGCCACUUUUAUAUAACAUCCCAAAGUAUUUCACGGCCAGAUGAAGUGAAGUGAAUUCUUGAAGUGCAGUCACCAUUUCAAAAAGGUGUGAAAUUUCUGGCAAUGACACCAUUCUAACCAAUAUACUUCAUAAUCCUGAGUGAAGACAACAUUCCCCAGAUAAUUGGGAUUCACAGACUACAAAGGGCAACCAUUGAGGGGCUGCCAGUAGAAUGUUUGUUUCUAUUUAUUCUCGCGAAGUGGGCAACAUUGGCAUUUAUUACUCAUCCCUGGGCUUUUUGGAAUUGCAGCAGCAAGGAAUUCUGACCAACAGUGAAGGGCUGGCAAUACAUGCCCUAGUCAAGUUGAUGUGUGUCUUAAUGAAUUUUCCACAACAUUAUUCCUCAUGCCCUUCUCAGCUGGAGAAGUUGAAGGGAGGAAGAUUCUUAUUGGAGUAACCUUGGAGAAGCCCUGAAGUUCCCUGUGGCAUCUAGAUUCAAAACGGCAGAGAAGCUGGCGAUGUCAAGGGUGCCAACUCCCCCUCCACCUGGAGAGAUGUCUAGUGGACCUGUGGCAGAGAGUUGGUGUUACACACAGGUAAAAGUGGUAAAGUUCUCCUACAUGUGGACCAUCAAUAACUUUAGCUUUUGUCGAGAAGAAAUGGGUGAAGUGUUAAAGAGUUCAACUUUCUCAUCUGGGCCAAAUGAUAAAAUGAAGUGGUGCCUCAGAGUAAACCCAAAGGGUUUAGAUGAAGAAAGCAAAGACUACCUUUCCUUAUACUUGCUUUUAGUUAGUUGUCCCAAAAGUGAAGUUCGAGCGAAGUUUAAAUUCUCAUUAUUGAAUGCAAAAAGGGAAGAAACAAAAGCUAUGGAAAGUCAAAGGGCAUACCGAUUUGUCCAGGGCAAGGACUGGGGUUUCAAGAAGUUUAUCCGUAGAGACUUUCUUCUAGAUGAAGCAAAUGGUCUUCUUCCAGAUGAUAAACUUACCCUGUUCUGUGAAGUGAGUGUAGUUCAAGACUCUGUUAAUAUAUCCGGCCAAUCAAACAUGAAUACAUUAAAGGUUCCAGAAUGUCGGCUGGCAGAUGAUUUGGGGAAUCUAUUGGAAAGUUCUAGAUUCACAGACUGCUCCCUUUAUGUGGGAGGACAAGAAUUCAAAGCUCACAAAUCAAUUUUAGCAGCUCGAUCGCCUGUUUUUAAUGCAAUGUUUGAACAUGAAAUGGAAGAAAGCAAGAAGAACAGAGUAGAAAUAAAUGAUGUAGAUCCUGAAGUGUUUAAAGAAAUGAUGAGAUUUAUCUAUACAGGAAAAGCACCAAACCUCGAUAAAAUGGCUGACAAUCUGUUGGCAGCUGCAGACAAAUACGCACUAGAUCGUCUAAAGGUUAUGUGUGAAGAAACCUUGUGUAGUAACCUCUCAGUUGAAAAUGUUGCAGAAAUUCUCAUUCUUGCAGAUUUGCACAGUGCAGAGCAGCUGAAAGCACAAGCAAUAGACUUCAUUAACAGGUGCAGUGUUCUCCGACAACUUGGGUGUAAGGACGGAAAAAACUGGAGUAACAACCAUGCCACAGAUGUGAUGGAGACAGAAGGCUGGAAGUCGAUGAUCCACUCCCACCCUCACUUAGUUGCAGAGGCCUUCCGAGCUUUGGCGACUGCACAGUGCCCACCAUUUGGUAUUCCACGCAAACGGUUAAAACAGUCAUAAUUGCGCUAGAGGACUCUAGGUACUAAUCUCGCUACUGACUCUUUGCGUAAAGGUAUUUCUGCCUUGCACCCAUACAGGAUGACGUCCUCAUCAUUUGCAUACAGAGGUCACACCUGAACUUUAACCGUCUUUAAUUGCUCUGCUGAAGGAUGUGUUCCAGUAUGGUCUUCAGCUUUAAAUUAGUUUACAUGCUUUUCUCUCAGCCACUUAAACAGCCUUAAAUGAUUUUCAUCCUUCCUGUUCAGUUCACGUAUUUUUUUAAGUUUCUUUUAAUUUUUUUAAAUUAAUGUGUGCCUUGUCAUUAGACUAGGCUGUGCAGAAUUGCAUUAGCAACCAUAAUGCAGAGCCUUCUAUUGAAUAGUUGGGAAACAUAAAAUAAGCCUUUAAUACCUUUCUCUAUGUAUACCCUUCAUCCAAAAUUAUGAUUGAUUUUCAAGGAAAUUAAUCAUUAAUCUAUCUAACCUUAAUUGGCCAGAGAUUAGAGCAGUAAACUAUAUCUGCAAUCACCCUUCACUCUUGCAUGUGAAUUGUUGCAUCUUCUCGACCCAGAUUUGUAUUAUGGAUGCUGUUGAAAUUCUGUGUUGCAGCCUGAAAGGGAUGUACCAUUCAAUAGCACAUGUCCUUAAUGGGCCAGUGGUAUAUGAAGUACAUGGUUGGUUUGUGAACCACCAUUUUCUUUUUCAGUGUUUGUACACCUUGUUUACAGUUUGGAAUUUCUACUGUACAGAUUUUUUUUGAGGGUUAAAUUCACAUUUUUGGCAUAAAUGUUAAAGACCUUUGUUACAAUUGUGUGAAAAUGGUUUGUAAUGUUCAGCAACCUUCUAGAACUUGAGAUCACAUCAUAGCUAAAGUCAAAACACUAUAACUUUAUGAUACCGAUGGACCCAAAACAAUGGAAUAGUUCAAUGGAACCUCAGCGCAACACAGCUAAACUUGAAUAAUGGAAGAGCAUAUCUGAAGACUAUCCAUUUGAAACUCCUUAUAAAGAUAUUAAGACACUGAAGGUCACGUGAUCAAAUUAGUUUUCCCAAAUAUGCUUACGAUGUUUCUAUCCCUUUAACAAUUAAAAGAAAUUUCUUGCCAAUUUUCUCCUCCACCCUCGUCUCCUGAAGGUGCUGAUUCUUUGGGAUCCAGUUCCGGGGCGCCGGUCGCCCUCCAGUAUCUCAUCCAAAUGGCUGUUAUUCACGUGUGAGUGUCAUACGGGUAUUUAACCGCAGGGGACAUCACAGAGAAGCCUAAUGCUAUCCUCACCUGACAUCCACACGUGCACUUCCAGUGGGGCUGUUGGAUAGCGAUCAGAUGUGAGAACCCUGGGUGAUUUUCCAUUUCCCUACCCCAGCAUGCGCUUAGACCAUUGAAGCAUCCUUACUGAUGCCCCAGCUAAGAUCACCGAACUCAGCACAGACUAGGGAUCAAAACUGCGAUCUUCCAGCUGCUCACUGGAUAAACAUGCUGAGCCACCGGGGACGGUAUCCCUUUUAAGAAUGAAUAGGUAUUGUUAUCAAGUCAUUUGUCUGAGACACUGUGCUAAGGUAACACUGUAGAUUUUGUAGAAAACUCCAAGUUUCUGGACAAUGAUUUUGCAAUGCCACAAAUUGACGUUACAUGGCAAUUGAUUUGCUUAUGUUUUGCUAUUUUAUUUAUUAUGCAUCAAUAUAUUUCAUAAAGCUUAUGUUAGGUUAAAGAAACUUUGUAAGACUUUAUAAAUGCAAUUGAAUGCACUAAUUUGUAUCAGCGUUCAUUUCUGUAGACUAUUGUUUUGUGAAAAUCAUUUUUUUGUUAGACAAGAGAACUCAAAUAUUUUUUAAAAUGGAAGUUAAAGAAGCUGAUGGGUUUAAGUUAUCAAUGUAUCUGUUUACUGUCAUAUCACAAAUUCAAAGUAUGGUUGCAUGAACUACACACCAUUAAAAUUUGAAUAAAAAACUUAAAAUGAGUUUUGAAAUGGUUGUUUAAAAGUAAUUGACAUUAAUGUUUAAUGCUUCUGCUGAGCAGUUUGAAUACAAUAAUCUGUUUUAAAUUAGUAAAACAUAUUUUGUACUUAUUUGCUGAAGUGGUUAUUUCAGGCACAUCAAAAUGAAAUAAUGUUGCUUUCUAAUAUUUUUAUUCCUAAUCAUUUAAGUACUACUACUCUCCACCCCAUCCCUUUCAUCUGGGAGAACAACAAUAUUCUGGGCUGUGGAUUGCUCCAUGGUUGACAGUGGUACAACACUGCAAGAUGGGAGUUAUCUUCAUGUAGGGCAGAACAUCGGUCAUCCAUUUUGAGUUCCUUUCUUUCGUCAUUUCUUAUUCCCAGCUCAAAAAGAGGUGCUCCAUCUAGUGACUGAGCCAAGAACUGACAACUUUCCCAAUUGCAAGUAAGCAAAUUCCAGAGACUAGCGGCUUGAUUUUGAAAGGGGUUGGUGCACCAUCAGAUUCUGGAAGCAUGCAGGCUCUGUCAAUCCUAAUUGCAGGGCUUCCUUUCAUUAAAAGCUGCUGGCAGUCCGCCCAAAGAUAGAAAGUGGGAGCAGGAAAUGGCAGCAAAGGCUGCAAUCAAAGGCGCGUGGAAAUGGUCAGUGGAAGCAAAGACUCUAAUCGAUUGGGAGGGGGGGGCCAGAGGAGCCAGCGAUCGGAAGAAGGCCAGGCUAGGAAGACUCGGACUCUUGGGGAGUAUUCCUGUCCUAUCUGGUCCAAAAGGAGUUCUGAGAAAAAUAAUUUUGAAAAAAAUUAUCUCGGAUUUCUUUUGGCUAUUUGGCACCUCCCACCUUGCUUUUGUUCCUAUACUGUAGACAGCGCAAGACUCUCCAAAACUUGAAGUAAAGGUUUUGUUAUGAUGCCAAUGAUAUCAGGCUGCCAUUCUUGAAUAUUAAGUUGACUCCUGCCUACUUUUAGUAGGAUCCUUGAUGCUGCCAUAAGUCCGUCAUAACCGUUUAUGGAGGCUGGGAAUAUAGCAAAUUGGAGCCAGAAGCUAGAAUUUUCUAAUUUUAAUCCCUCCUGCACACUGCUGUCAUUGGGCAAAGGAGGGGUUAAAAAUUUGGCCUGGGUUUCAAACCAUGGCCACUUUAAUUUGGCCACAUUAUUUGGCACUCUAGUGUUCUACUGCUAGAGCUUACCAGUCUAUUCAGUGUUGUGUGAUUGGUUGUUUUCUUUCUAAAGAGGUUCUAUUGUGAUUGCUAAUUAAAAUUAAACUUGUGAAAUA
Carcharodon carcharias (great white shark) is the source of this 5173-nucleotide messenger RNA. It is a transcript of the gene spopla, whose product is annotated as speckle type BTB/POZ protein like a. NCBI's taxonomy places the organism in Eukaryota, Metazoa, Chordata, Chondrichthyes, Lamniformes, Lamnidae. Gene Ontology annotation, cellular component: cytoplasm; nucleus. Gene Ontology annotation, biological process: proteasome-mediated ubiquitin-dependent protein catabolic process; regulation of proteolysis. The record is from RefSeq and is a predicted model, not a curated record. Bases 820 to 1998 code for a protein of 392 amino acids. Gene Ontology annotation, molecular function: ubiquitin protein ligase binding. The transcript has 15 exons.